This is a messenger RNA of Sitodiplosis mosellana (orange wheat blossom midge), 586 nucleotides long. Its product is annotated as zinc finger protein 593 homolog. The record is from RefSeq and is a predicted model, not a curated record. Gene Ontology annotation, molecular function: nucleic acid binding; zinc ion binding. Bases 84 to 533 code for a protein of 149 amino acids. The transcript is spliced from 2 exons. Lineage: Eukaryota; Metazoa; Arthropoda; Insecta; Diptera; Cecidomyiidae.
UUUCGAUUCGUUUACCUCUUGCUGAUUUGUUUAUUUCGUUGUUUUUUUCUCUUCUUAAAUUGACUGUGAUUAAAAUCAAAACAAUGGGGAAGCCACAGCGACGAAGAAAAGUGCAUUUUGGUGACACACAUUUACAGCGCAGAUGGAGAACGAGAAGUCGUAAGCGAGACUUGGACCAGAUUGAUGAAGAUUUAAAGACAAAAUCCGCCGAACUCUUGAACCAGAGUAUCGAUUUGGAUACACCUGGUUUCGCUCAGUUUUACUGUCUUCAUUGUGCCAAGUACUUCACCGAUGACCAUUCGAUGCAAGCACAUUUCAGAACAAAGGUGCACAAGCGCCGCAUGAAGGCAUUAGAAUUGGAGCCAUACUCAAUCGAAGAGUCAGAACGAGCUGCUGGCCAAGGGAAUUUCAAAAAAGCAGAAAAGCGCAACAUCGAAACUCAACCGUCAAAAGAAGAAUUUGCAAAGGGAAAACGCGUUGUCGUGCAAAAAGUCAGUGAAAUCGACACCGAAAUGAAAGAAGAGGACAAAUAAAAAUUUCGGCUCUUUAGCUAAUUUAAGAAAUUUUACAUGAUUUAUUCACAAAA